Molecule: messenger RNA, 2517 nt
Organism: Neoarius graeffei (lesser salmon catfish)
Lineage: Eukaryota; Metazoa; Chordata; Actinopteri; Siluriformes; Ariidae
Gene: dars1
Product: aspartyl-tRNA synthetase 1
Exons: 18
Coding region: 124-1725 (533 amino acids)
Biological process (GO): aspartyl-tRNA aminoacylation
Cellular component (GO): cytoplasm; aminoacyl-tRNA synthetase multienzyme complex; cytosol
Molecular function (GO): RNA binding; ATP binding; aspartate-tRNA ligase activity
Source: RefSeq, a predicted model, not a curated record
UCAGACCCGUGUUCCGGUGCGCAGGUGAAAUCGCUCCUUCCUUUUCUUCACGCGUUCCUGUGGCUCGGCUGUGUGUCUGCACUGAAUCGACUCUUUUGUGCCCCGGAGAAGCAGCGCGUUUACAUGAUGACGAAGGAACAGGUGGAUCGCUCAGCCGAGGAGGAGCAGCAGGCGGCCCAGUCGAAGAAAGCGCUGAAGAAACAGCAGAAAGAAGCGGAGAAAGCAGCCAAGAAGGCUGAGAAGCAGGCCAAGCUGGCAGCUGAUCAGCAGACUGCGGAGGAGGAUGACUUUGCACGGGAUCGUUACGGUGUGUGUGUAAUGCUGCAGUCGCAGGAGAAACUGGACAGGUCUCUGGUGCGGGUGUGUGAGCUGACUCCGGAUGGAGCGGGUCAGACGGUGUGGGUGCGUGCCAGGGUUCACACCAGCAGAGCUAAAGGGAAGCAGUGUUUCUUGGUCCUGCGUCAGCAGCAGUUUAAUGUCCAGGCUCUGGUGGCUGUGGGAGAGCAAGCCAGCAAGCAGAUGGUGAAAUUUGCCGCUAAUAUUACGAAGGAGAGUAUCGUGGACGUGGAGGCCGUGGUGCAGAAGGUGGAGCAGAAGAUUGAGAGUUGUUCUCAGCAGGAUGUAGAGCUGCACAUCCAGAGGCUGUUUGUGGUGAGUCAGGCUGAGCCUCGGUUGCCUCUGCAGUUGGAGGACGCUGUGAGGCCUGAAGUUGAAGGCGAGGAGGAAGGCAGAGCCACAGUGAACCAGGACACCAGGCUGGAUAAUCGUGUUAUCGACCUGAGGACAACGACGAGUCAGGCAAUUUUCCGUCUGCAGUCAGGAGUGUGCCAGCUUUUCAGGGACACACUCAUCAACAAGGGCUUCGUCGAGAUCCAGACACCUAAAAUCAUCUCUGCUGCGAGUGAAGGAGGUGCGAACGUCUUCACCGUGUCUUACUUUAAGACGAGUGCGUACCUGGCUCAGUCUCCUCAGCUCUACAAGCAGAUGUGUAUCUGUGCCGACUUCAACAAGGUCUUCUGUGUCGGACCAGUGUUCAGAGCUGAGGACUCAAACACACACCGUCACCUGACUGAGUUUGUUGGUCUGGAUAUUGAGAUGGCGUUUAAUUAUCACUACCACGAGGUUAUUGACUCCAUCACCGACACCAUGGUGCAGAUCUUCAAAGGACUCCGGGACAAGUUCCAGACGGAGAUCCAGACGGUGUGUAAGCAGUACCCCAGCGAGCCGUUUAAGUUCCUGGAGCCGAUGUUGAGGUUGGAGUUCAAGGAAGCCGUCGCUCUGCUGCGCUCAGCUGGAGUGGAGAUGGGGGAUGAGGAGGAUCUCAGCACGCCUAAUGAGAAACUGCUCGGUCGUCUCGUCAAAGAAAAGUAUGAUACAGAUUUCUACGUCCUGGAUAAAUAUCCUCUGGCGGUGAGGCCUUUCUACACCAUGCCUGAUCCCCACGACCCGAAAUACUCCAACUCGUAUGACAUGUUCAUGAGGGGAGAGGAGAUCCUAUCCGGAGCUCAGAGAGUCCACGAUGCUCAGCUGCUCACUCAGAGAGCACUUCAUCACGGCAUCGACCUGGAGAAGAUUAAAGGCUACAUCGACUCAUUCCGUUACGGAGCUCCGCCCCAUGCUGGAGGAGGAAUCGGUCUGGAGCGAGUCACCAUGCUGUACCUCGGCCUCCACAACGUGCGUCAGACCUCCAUGUUCCCCCGUGACCCCAAGCGCCUCACACCCUAAAGGUCAAAUGUGGCACUUCCUGGCUGACUUCGCGCGCGCUCACACAGACACACAGAAUGGGGAACAGGAAGUGGGCGUGUCUCUCUGUGAUUAAACAGUAAUAAAUAAAAACCAGCUCGUUUAUUUAUAAAUAUAUACAUUUUUUUUUUUUUUUACAUUUGAUACUGAAGUGUCGCGCGAGGUCAGUCCUGACUGCUGAAGGGACAGAGUGAACAUUAAAUAAGUGUACUUUAAAGUGUUUAAAGGGAAUCUGUGCUCUAAUGUUGGUGAAGGGGUGGGUGAGGUCACGUCUCAAACCACACACAGCUGUACUAAACAGUGUGAGAUUAUUACAGCAGGAUUUCAACAGUUCUGUUGUCUGUAAUUUGGGGUGAAAUCAAAGGAAUUUUAAUCGACAGUUUAUUAUGCAAGUAUGUGAUUUGGGACACAGCCCAGGACUUUAAAAUAGUGUACUUAAUAACUUGCCAUGUUUAAUAGUAGUGUAUGAAAUGCCAUGAUUUUGAUAUUACAGUGUGUGUGUGUAUAAAAUCAUGUGGAUAUCAUGAAUCAUGUGAGAGAAUCAUGUCUCUCACGCGCUGUAGCGGAUGUGGACUUGGGCGUGGCCGAGGUCUUAUACUGACGAAGAUAAACUUUCAGUCCAGUGGUUUUUCCUACUGAAGUAAUUUUUGCUAGCUAGUACACCAAGUAGUGCUCUGACCUGCUCACUCUGCUGAGGAGUUUUAAACACAUCAUUAAUAAACUGAUUAAUUAAUUAAAACACAAAUAAAAGAAUUAAAGAGCACUUUCUCCUGA